This is a messenger RNA of Prunus mume (Japanese apricot), 1488 nucleotides long. RefSeq names its product lipoic acid synthase 1. Gene Ontology annotation, molecular function: 4 iron, 4 sulfur cluster binding; lipoate synthase activity. Gene Ontology annotation, cellular component: mitochondrion. Gene Ontology annotation, biological process: lipoate biosynthetic process. NCBI's taxonomy places the organism in Eukaryota, Viridiplantae, Streptophyta, Magnoliopsida, Rosales, Rosaceae. The record is from RefSeq and is a predicted model, not a curated record.
CUCAUCACCUUCUUCCUCAUCCUCGAACCGUCUGAAUCUCUCCGUAUCGCUCAUCACAUUAUCGCAAAACCCACAUUGGACGAGAGAUGCAGACCCGGUUCACAACCCUAGUUGGUCGAACCCUAAUAUCGACCACGCGGUCCUUCUCGUCGUCCACCCAAACCCCACCCUCGACCACCACAACCUCCUCUCAAUUCCCACAGACUCUGGCGGGCCUGCGGGCCCCCCCCCCCCUCGUGGAAGGCGAAGGCCCAUACUCCGUCGAAGUUGGAACCAAGAAGAACCCUCUCCCCAAGCCAAAAUGGAUGAAGGAGUCAAUUCCCGGCGGCCAAAAGUACACUCAGAUCAAGAAGAAGCUCAGAGAAUUGAAGCUCCACACGGUGUGCGAGGAGGCCAAGUGUCCCAACCUCGGUGAGUGCUGGUCCGGCGGCGAGACCGGCACCGCCACCGCUACGAUCAUGAUUCUCGGUGACACGUGCACCCGCGGUUGCAGAUUUUGUAAUGUGAAGACUUCGAAGACUCCACCUCCUCCUGACCCCAAUGAACCGUCGAAUGUGGCGGAGGCAAUCGCGUCAUGGGGUUUGGAUUAUGUGGUGAUUACUAGCGUGGACCGGGACGAUUUGCCUGAUCAAGGGAGUGGGCAUUUUGCGGAGACCGUGCAAAAGUUGAAGACGCUGAAACCCAGUAUGCUAAUUGAGGCUUUGGUUCCUGAUUUUCGGGGAGACUCCAGCUGCGUAGAGAAAGUUGCAACAUCAGGAUUAGAUGUUCUUGCUCACAAUAUUGAGACAGUUGAAGAGCUUCAGAGGGCAGUGCGGGAUCAUCGUGCCAAUUUUAAACAAUCUUUAGAUGUUCUAAUGAUGGCCAAAGAUUAUGCUCCUGCUGGAACGCUAACAAAGACUUCAGUAAUGUUAGGUUGUGGGGAAACACCUGAUCAAGUUGUGAGGACAAUGGAGAAGGUGAGAGCAGCAGGUGUUGAUGUGAUGACAUUUGGUCAAUACAUGCGUCCUUCGAAGCGCCAUAUGCCUGUAUCUGAAUACAUUACUCCUGAAGCUUUUGAGAAGUAUCGAGCUCUUGGCAUGGAAAUGGGAUUUCGAUAUGUGGCUUCUGGUCCCAUGGUCAGGUCGUCAUACAAAGCCGGUGAAUUCUACAUCAAGUCUAUGAUAGAAUCAGAUCGGGCCACUUCUUCGCAUCUUUCUGUCUCAUGAUAGGCGGGUUUGUUUCCUACCUUGUUCUCUUUCGACAAAGCGUCGGUCUGUAUUCUUUUCCAUCGGCGUACUCUGUGUAUUGUACAAGUGAUGAUUAUAGAGCGCCCAAGCAUACAUGGUCUUGUUAUGAUAUCUUCCAGUUGUAUGCUCAAUUCAUUGUAAUUAUCAGACACCACUCUGCUCCGCUGCUCUAUUGAGGUCUUAUAUCACUGUGAUUGCUGCUGUUAAUCAGCUUAUUAAUAGAAAGAAUAAUUGAUUAUUCUUCAAUGCCACAUCCAUUAUA